AUGGAAGAAGCACCGAAUUGGUGCUUCAGGCGAGAUGAUUAUACUUUCUACACACCUUCUCGAAAGGAUGGAAUAUUAGUUGAAGAGGAGAAUUACAGAAGGUUUAAAGGAUUUAGAUUUAUCCUUAAAAUUUCUUUUGACCUUAAACUUCCCCAAAUGACAAUAGCAACAGCAGCUACUUUUUUUCAUAGAUUUUAUAUGCGACGAGGUUUAAAAGAGUUUCAUCAAUAUGAUAUAGGAGGUACUUGUGUAUUUCUUGCCUGUAAAAUUGAGGAAACCAUAAGGAAAUUGAGAGAAGUAGCAAUUACUUGUGCCAAAGCUGCCACUGGGAAUAAAAAUAUUAAAGAAAAUGAAUAUGAGUCAUGGCGUAAAGUCAUCACAAGAGAUGAACCAAUCGUAGCAGCUACCAUAUGUUUUGAUUUUAAAGUAAAUCAUCCAUAUAAACCAAUGUUGGUGAUGAUUAGAGAUUUGAAAGGCAUUAAAGGCAAACAACUUCAAGAAUUAACUUGUAGUGCAUGGGCAAUUAUUAAUGAUAGUUACAAUGCGCCAGUUUCACUCUUUUAUAAACAUAAUACGAUAGCAAUUGCAUCUAUUUAUAUUGCAGCAAAGAUGAACAAUUUAGCUUUGAAUAUUGAUAGUGACUCAACUGAAUCAUCACCAACAUCACCAUCACCAAGAAUUUUAUUGCGGGGAGAUAUCGUAAAUGUAUAUCAUAUUCGUAAACCACAGAAAACGAAUAGUAAAAAAAGAAAGAAUUCUGAAGAUAUAUCAAAUUCGCAAGAUACAGAAAUAAUUCCAGAAUUUUCCGAAUCAAAUUCUCGGAAUUCUUCUGGCAGUAAUAUUUCAGAUAUUCAAACACCCAAAGGAGCGUAUCCAAAGGGAUCUCGAUCUCAAGAAAUGUCAACUCAAGAAUCUAAUGGAAUGAUUUGGGAACCUGAUGAAUAA
This is a messenger RNA of Diversispora eburnea, 945 nucleotides long. Lineage: Eukaryota; Fungi; Glomeromycota; Glomeromycetes; Diversisporales; Diversisporaceae. The record is from the annotation of a GenBank genome assembly.